Messenger RNA from Arctia plantaginis, 318 nucleotides. NCBI's taxonomy places the organism in Eukaryota, Metazoa, Arthropoda, Insecta, Lepidoptera, Erebidae. The record is from the annotation of a GenBank genome assembly.
AUGAAAUGUUUAAUUGUGAUGUUAAUUGCUGUGCUAAUUAUUGAUACAAUUGAUUGCCGUAAAAGUAUUGUAUCAAAACGUGAAUCACAACCAAUCAAUACAACAUCAACUGCAGAAAAUAAGUCUCCGAAGUACCAUAGGACGAAAGCUAUUAACUUCAAAUUGAGAAAAAUAGCACAAAUGAGUGAAAACCAGACGGAUUACAGCAAUUCUAAAGAUGAAGAAUUACCGCCUACGGUACAGAACGGAGCCUUUGUAGGCGAUGACUGUACUGCUGGUAAAACGAGAGUGAAGGAUAUAUGUGUAGAUGUUGAUUAA